Messenger RNA from Priceomyces carsonii, 1200 nucleotides. RefSeq lists its product as uncharacterized. NCBI's taxonomy places the organism in Eukaryota, Fungi, Ascomycota, Pichiomycetes, Serinales, Debaryomycetaceae. The record is from RefSeq and is a predicted model, not a curated record. The transcript has a single exon. Bases 1 to 1200 code for a protein of 399 amino acids.
AUGAUACCCAAUACUUCUGAUAUAUAUACUUAUGGUCUCAAAACUGCGAAUGCUUCGAGCACAAGAUGUCGAGGAUCUGUCGUGUUGGAUAACCCUUCAGACUACCUGAAAGACUAUCAAUUGAAAGUUUGCUAUCGUAAAUAUAAGAGAAAAGGGAAUGCUGAUCCACAGAAAUGCAAUAUUAAUCUUGUCUUUUUACAUGGCAACGGAAUGAACAAGGGGUUAUGGCAUUCUCAUAUCGAUAUGAUAUAUAAGCGGUUUAAUUCAUCUGACUCUGGGGCAUUGAUCAAUACUGUCCUCGCGAUAGAUAAUGUUAACCAUGCUCAUUCAGCGGAAGUCAAUAAAACGAAGCUUGGUCGAGUAUUCAAUUGGAAUGAUGCUGCGAAGGAUGUUAUUAGGAUUAUCAAAGAAGAAGAAUACGAAGAGUACGGACGUCCUGAUUCAAUUAACAUUGUAGUGGGCCAUUCCAUGGGAGGAUUCAUUGCACUCCGUGUAUCUUAUCUAGAACCUAUACUUUUUGAUGCUUGUGUGGCUAUUAAUCCAGUUUGUAUUUUAAAUGACGAAAGCACGGCUCUAUUAAGGUCAGGUUUGAAGAGAUGGAUCGAAAAGGGUUUUAUAAAAAGCUCGUUUGAUGUGCCUGAAGGAGAAAAUUUAACAAAAGUGGUAGAAGAUUACUAUACUCAAAAGUCUUUCUUUCGUAAGUUUGACAAGACUGUUUUAAAAAAUAUGCUUUAUGAUGAAUUAAGCAAGCCAUCGAAAUCGAAUUCUGUAAAAAGUAACGACAGAGUCGAAUUGAAUACACCAUCUGACCAAGAAAUCAUUACCUAUCUUUGUGGACACGAGUCAGUCUUCCCCAAUAUGCUAACUUAUAAGCUUAUUGAAGUUCCAGUUUAUCACGUAGUUUCUGAACUUGAUAGCUCCAGCAGCAAAGAUGUAGAGAGAGCUAGAGAGUUGUUGAAAAAUGUGGUCAUACCAAUUGAAGUAAGGGGAACAAAUCACUUAAUCAACGGAGAGCAACCAAAAUUGACAGUCGAUAUUCUCCUGCUGAUUAUACGACAGAGAAUAGAUAGUUUUACUAUAAAUGGCGAUAAACGAUAUAUGGAGAAGUGGGCGAUGAAAAUCUAUGGCAACUCUUACAAACAAAGAGUAUUGAGUGACAUUGAACAAGAAAAGUUAGGUAAUGGGAUAUCUAAACUUUGA